Molecule: messenger RNA, 456 nt
Organism: Chlorella variabilis
Lineage: Eukaryota; Viridiplantae; Chlorophyta; Trebouxiophyceae; Chlorellales; Chlorellaceae
Exons: 3
Biological process (GO): carbohydrate metabolic process
Source: RefSeq, a predicted model, not a curated record
CAGUCCCUGGACUUCAUCAACAUCAUGACCUACGACUUCCACGGCGCCUGGGACCAGGCCGUCAACUUCCACACGCCCUGGAAGGACCCGCUGGUGUGUGGUGUGUGUAUGUGUUUGUGUCCAUGUGCGGGCAUGUGCCCACGCCUGCGCUGUGCUGUCGUAGUUUUCGCUAUCAACCUGGGCAUUGGCGCCUACGGCCGCUCCUGGACGCUGGCCGACCGCACCAAGUCCACGCUGGGCUCGGCGGCCUGGUCGCCGGGGUCUGCUGGCGCCUGCACCGGCGAGGCCGGCUACAUGAGCUGGCAGGAAAUCAAGCAGCUGAUUGCCCAGGGCGCCAAGGGCGCCAUGGCCGCCUACAUGGUCAGCGGGUCCACCUGGGUGGCCUUCGACCUGCCCCAAACCAUCUACAUGAAGAUACUGGCGGCCCGCAAGCGCGGUCUGGGCGGCCUCAUGGUG